GUCUGCACACGGUCAAUAGUGUUAUCAGAUAAUUGUACUCCCUACACCAUCAGUAAUAUCCAAGUGUCCAACCACCGUGGUAGUGCGAGUGCGAGGCAAGUUCGGAUUGUGCAUUGUUCAUACAUCUUUACAAAUUUGCUAUUCCGGUAGCCGAUUGAACAAAAUGAGUUUGGUGGGAAAAAUCAGUAAAAAAGCUGCCAAGCUGGGCAAAUUACCGUUAGACGACGACAACGUGUUGAUCGAAUGCGAGAGCAAAGAAAAGGAAUGGGUCAAGAAAUGUGUACUGGAGACCUUCCCGUCGUGUUCCAUAACGAAGAUCAGAUCGGUGAACCACAGACAAAUGUACGGCAUGUACUUGCUGCGCAAAGAGGAACUGGAACUCAACGGUGGCAGAGUGGAGCAACGACUUCUGUACCACGUGACCGGUGUUGCCAACGCAACGGCAUCGUUGCAAGACGGGCUGGACUGGCGCAGGACGAAAAGAGCCAAGUUCGGCCGAGGGGUUUCGUUUAGCGAUCACGCCAAGUACGCAGAUUGUUACGCCGACAACAGAAACACCGGAGGCCGUGUGAUCAUCGUGUGUUCCGUGCUGAUAUCAAAAGUAAAGACGCUGGACCACGGGUCUCGCAUGGUCGUUCACGACGUGCACCACGCCGGCGACGGGUACGACACGACAAUGAGCUCCACACAACGGGUGUACGUCAAGUACGACGAUUUCGAGUUCUACCCCAUGUACAUGGUGCACUACGACCAUAUCGUGCGCAUCCGGUUGACCAACAACGUCGGCCAGUUCAGAGGGUACGUGCGGCCAAUUUCGGCCACAGAGUUCCGCGAAGAAAACGACGGCGUUACCACAACCGCGGUUAGGGUCAGCAACGGCGACGGCGGUACGACAACCGGUGGGAAUACAGGGCGGUCGCGUAGCACAUCACACGUGGACAUGCCGAAUUCCUGGGGAUCGAUGGACGACGAAUUAUAUGACUACCUCGAACAAAUGUGUUCUAAAUAUUUUUAGUUUAUAAUAUAAUAUUAAUUGUGUUGAUGCCAUUAAAAAACAUAAACAUUUAGCUGUAUGUUAAACAUAACAUUGCAGUCGCGCUAAUAAUAGCUGAGUCUAGUUUUAAAAUACUAAUCUCGCUUUGAUUUUUUUCCUACGCUUUGUUAUUUUUGAUAAUUAAACAUUAUUAUUAUUUUUUUUUUUUUUAAACAGCAAUUAUUGAAAACGGCACACAUAGU
Messenger RNA from Adelges cooleyi (spruce gall adelgid), 1236 nucleotides. RefSeq names its product protein mono-ADP-ribosyltransferase PARP12-like. Lineage: Eukaryota; Metazoa; Arthropoda; Insecta; Hemiptera; Adelgidae. The transcript has 4 exons. Bases 164 to 1015 code for a protein of 283 amino acids. The record is from RefSeq and is a predicted model, not a curated record. Gene Ontology annotation, molecular function: NAD+ poly-ADP-ribosyltransferase activity.